AUGGGUGUCGACACCCGCAGACCCAUCCUCCCGGCCCCGACAGAGUCUGUCCUCGACACCACAGUCGCCAGCACCACCGGGACAGCCACCGAUCUUGCCACCGACCUCUCUCGCCGGACAGACAAGACGUCGUACUCCAUCCCGGAAGAUGGCAGCCCCAUCACCAUCUCCACCCGCCGUCGUUCUUCGCGGCCAAGGGACAGAGAGAGGGACAGGGACAGGGACCGUGAAGACGGUGGUGGAGGGAAGAUGUCCCGCUCCUCGCACCACUCCCAGACCUCGCUGCUCAUAGAGUACUUCGAAGGCGGCAAGAAAGGGUCGGGCAGCGGUGGAAUCAGCUCCCGGCCUAGCGUCAGGGUCAGAGUCACACCUUCGUCUAGCAGGAAGAGCCGGGAUAGAGACAGAGACAGGGACAGAGACCGCAUCCAUAUCAGUGAGAACAGCGGAGGGAGGAGACCGUCGUAUACCAGACGCAUCUCGCUCAGCACGCCCACCAGGUCCUCGAAGGAUGUUUCUAGCCACAGAGGUGGAGGCGGGGGAGCAGGAGCUGAUGAUGAUGGCAGUCUGAGCUCCCUGACAGAUGGAAUGGAUGAUAUAGGUGCCUCGCGAGGCCAUCCGUUAGAGAUCGAGAUCGUUAACAGAGACAGCGAGGUCUCGUCAAGAUACAUCCAGCCUACCUCGGACAUCUCCUCCAUGCCGGCAGACAGCAUGCUCGAUGGUCCCCUCGUCGUGUCCGAGACUCACACUAACCGCCGUCGAAGCCACAGCCUCAGUGGAGAUGAGACUGAGCCGGCUACGGACUCGCGUGACUUGCUCAAGACUCCCUCCAGAAGACGCAGUCGAAGUCUCAGCCGUGAGAGGAUUGCUCAAAAGGCCGCUGAGAAGAUCAGCGGUUCUGCUGUUGCUUCAAGGGACCGUACUCGCUCAAAGCAACGUUAUGGAGAAGGAAGCUCCUCGGGUGCCUUGGAUUACAGCUCCAGACGGGCUGGUAAACAUAGAGAAAGAGAAAGAGACAUGGCCAGUCCCGAGUCAAGCUAUCUCAGCACUUCACUUGCGUCAGGAAACAACGGUAAGACAGGGAACGGUGACCAGUACUCCUUCAAAUCUGGCACUUCUCGGUCAUCCCUCAACAAUCCUAAACUGCUCGAGACGGUCGAAGAUGCCAUUCGUCGGCUCAUCUUGCCUGAGCUAAAGGAGCUCAAAAAGGACCAGAAAGAUGAUCCUCUAGCCCGACUCAAGGCUGGCCGUGGUGCUGGUGCUGCUGGCAUUGCCCACAAGGCCUCCAAGGAGGAUGCUGCGGCUUUAAAACUUGCAAAACGGUCCAGUGCUCCAGAUGUCUCGAGGAGUCUAGGUCUGGAUGCCGAUACAAGGUCGCCCGUCCGGUCUCCUGAUUCCCAAUCAUCAAGGUCCAAGGAACGCAGACGCGAGAAGCGACCUAGUCCCCGCCGUGAAGGGAGCGGCUCGUCCCGCCAGGCCAGCCUCCUCUCAGUAGAAGCGCCAGGAGUCAGCAGAAAGAAGAGUAAAGGCCUACGUGAUGCCGAGGCUGCUAAGAUUGUAGGAACUGCCUUGACCACCGCAGCUCUAAAACACCAUGAUUCAAACUCAAGCUUGGGCCGGCGAGACAGGGUCCAUAAGCGUAGCAAGAGCUCUCUUGCCAGCGGUAGUCGUGGAGCCGGAGGCGGAGCCGGGUUCAAUGAUACUGAACUCAUCUUCCAGAAGCACGAUGUUGCUCCCAUGCCUUUCCGCAGCGGUAUUGACUCCGAUAUGACCAGGCAGUCUAUUCUCUCGCAGCAGUCGGCCCAGACCGCCACUGCUCUCGAAGGUGAAGUGGCCAGGGGAUCUCCCCGAGCACUCGCUUCCCCCAUAGCUCCCAUGACCCCUGAUAGCAACAAACACCAUCUCAGAGAUCUAGGUAGCGGUCUGUCGGAGGAGGUUACCCAUGAAUACAACGAGUCUCCAACUCCAAAGGCCCUCUUCGACCCACAUCAUGACGACGUUGAUUUCUCUAAUAACCGUGCUCUCAGCCCCAUCCAGAGCGUGGCUAGCUACCAGGCCGAUGAUCAUCACAAUCGCAGCUUGACUCCCGGCCAGGAAGGUGAUGACGCUUCCAAGCAGCCACAACGACUGUCAAUCGAGUCUCUCUCCUCAGCCGCAAGCACUGAUCUAGCCAGAUCAACUCGAACCGCAGACUACAGCCACCGCCACCCUCCCACCAUUCCAGACGAAGAGCUGGGAUCCAAGCUGGAUAUUGGUGAAUCACAGAGGAACUCGCCUAGCUACUGGGACCAUGACGAUACCGACUCAAAACACCUGACUGCUUAUACCGAUGACACUUUUACCGACCCUCUUGACCACGGGCAGCAGAUUGCCGGUGGCCGCGCUACGAAUGUGCAGUACGUACAUGCUCCCCUUGGAGUUGAGUCGGCAGUUGCCUCUCUUCUGGAUCCUUCGCAGGUUUCUACUCGCUCGCCACAUCCGCUUGUCAACCGCUCGUCAAGGAGCUAUACCCCUGGCAUGGAAGGCGAAGGUGAGGAGCCAAGCAGACACAUGGACCUCAACGAGGAAGACGAACAUGAAGCAGAAGAGGAGGACCAUGACGAACAUGGCCCGGCAGAGGAAGAAGAGCCUUAUGAAGACGAAGAGGACGAAGAUCUCGAUCAUGAUCACGAUCUUGAUCUCGAUGAAGAGGAGGACAGAACAAGAGAGCAACCAGCGGGACCACCGAGCGUUGAUGAACGUCCAUUCCACGAACGCAUGGGCGUAACAUCUCCACCGCACAGUACUGCACAGUCUGAUGAAGAUGAGGAAUAUGAAGAAGACAGGCCUAUCCUUGGUGCCAACGCUCUGCCCACCUCCGGUAGCCCGAUCCCUGAAAUAGGCCACAUGGUCGACACUGAUUCAGAAAUCAACACCAACCCUUCAAUUAUUCAGGGCCCCAUUGGCGGGGUCCCCCACGAAAGCCGCGACCAUUGGCCCUACGAACCCAGUCCGCCCCAAUCAGGGAGACAGAUCCUCUCCCCCGAGCGAGAGCUCGACGACGCCGAUCUAACGGGCGCUGGCUACGGUGCUGCGGCUGGUUUAGGCGUCAUCUCGGAAGAGGCCGGUCGGGACCAUUAUGAUAUGGACAAAAGCCUUGGUCCCAAUACCUAUGGCAACGAUCAUUUCGAUAUGGUGUCUCCCAACCCGCGAGAUGAAGGGUACAUGUCUGGUGCGAACCAUAGAUCUAACAGCAGUGCUACGCCAGAGCCAAAGGGUAAAGGAUUCGAUUUGUCGAAUGAUAUCGUUGGUGGCCUUGGAAGUCCAAUGGAGGCUGAUGAUCCGUUUAAUGAUAAACAUAAGCGGCAUUUGAGCGGGUAUUCCCAUGGCAUGCCUUCGCCCUUGUACGAUAGCUCGACCGGUCGAGGUAUCGAUAGGAUCCAGUCCAAGGAUAUCGUCGCGCUCAUGGACCAUUUGACCGUUCGUGACGCCCAACGAAAUGCAAGAGACACCGAGAUCCUGAUCACCCUUGUCCGCAGCGCAGCUGAAAUGCGCAACUCCUUCGAGGAUAUGAAGAAGUACAUCGCCCAGCAAGAUGAGUUGCUUCUCGACGCAAACUCCAAGGGCCAUGACCGUACCCAGAAGGCCAUUGGUGGUCCCCGGCCGAUGAUCACUCCUCGCACGCACAGCAAAAUGUCCAGCGACUUUGAGGAGGAUUUGCGCUCCAAGAAGAAAAAUGUAUUCAAGCGGGCUUUGAAAACUCUUAGUUUGAAAAGUUCGGGUGAUCUGACUAAUAUCGAGGAAAUGCUUCUUCAUCUGUUAACGGAAGUCGAGGCUCUGCGAGCUGCGCAGGAAGGCCGAGCUCCUGCCCUGGGUAACUCGGCUGAGAAUGUACAUGUCAACGGACACGGCGCUGCAGAUGGGUAUGAGGAUGACGAAGAACGCGGUGCUAAUACUGCUGCUGCUACGGCUGAGCAAUCACUGUAUAACUCCCCGCACCGCACGAGUGAGGGACGAGUACAGUCUUCCCAGCGCAAUAUUAGCCCCGUCAAGGAAGAAAACGAAGACGACACCUUGACUCGUGACGAGCAGGAUAUUCUCGAGAACCCAACGCCCCCUGGCUCUCGUUUCGUCGGCCGCCAUAAACGAGGUGCUUCAGUGCCCCUGGCAACCCCCGAGCGAGUCCCCGUUGCUUCGCCUCCAAGUGCAGACACAACGCCCAAGAUGUCCAAUGAAAAAUCCCGCAAGACCAAAUCAAGCAGCUCCUCUUUCUUCCCCAAGAUCUCCCGCUGGUCCAGAACGACUGCAUCGUCCAUGGGUGAGAACCUCCGCAACAGCAUCCAGCCAAGCCGCAAGGAGCGUUUCUCCUCCGAAGCAUCGAGAUCAAACUCCGAUUUGGAAAAUGCAAACUAUACCACCGCCGAAUACUAUGACCACCGCGGCGAUGACCGGCUCCGCUCCAACACAAGCGUCAACAAAGAUGCCAUGGGCACAGAGAACCGUCCCCCCUCUCCGCUUGUCCCUUCCCAGCUUUCUGAAAAUCCCAAAUACAGAGCUCAUAGAGAUAGCUUGAACCUUCAACACCCCCAACCCCGCCAGGGCCCUACAUCCCGGUACCAGACGCAGCUUGAAUCCCAAGCCCAGCACUACGGCGCCCCCACAUCCCCUAACUCCGAUGCCUGGGCCUCAAACCCAACUCUCGGGGCACUUAACCGUGACCGCCCUUCCAGCGCAGCAGAUAACCACCGCCCCAUGUCUGCAGGUGCUUAUUCAGUCGGGUCAUCAGUAAUGAGCCAAUCCGGCCCUCCACGACCACCUAAGGUCAGAGACGAUGGUCCCUUGAUACCACAUCGCUCAUCGAAGUUAAGCGAUGAUGCGAACCCAAGCUAUGCAGAGCGCAUGGCGAUGCGAGAAGGCACAGCUCGUAUGGUUGACCAUGUUAACAAUGGCUCCCCAUCCAGAUCUUCUCCGGGACGAGGCGUCCCACAACGAAAACCAACUGGUCCCCGACCAUUGACCAGCUCUGGUAAAAAUAACGGAACCCUGGGCUCUCAGCGACCCCAGUAUGAUUAUGACGACUACUGA
Nannizzia gypsea CBS 118893 is the source of this 5061-nucleotide messenger RNA. RefSeq lists its product as hypothetical. Lineage: Eukaryota; Fungi; Ascomycota; Eurotiomycetes; Onygenales; Arthrodermataceae. The transcript has 3 exons. The record is from RefSeq and is a predicted model, not a curated record. Bases 1 to 5061 code for a protein of 1686 amino acids.